AGUUCAGUUGGAUCCUGUUGGGUCUCAUCCUCGCACACUUCAUUCUUCUCUUCAUUUCUCGCGUACCCCCUUUACACGGACACAGCGCACUCCUCAGGCCUCGUUACUGCCCGCAUAUACCUACUUAUACAUAUAUCAUUUGCUAUACCACAUCCUUCAUUUCUAUUUCUGCGCCGACAUUCUCCCGUACAUCAUGGAUUCCUGGACAUUUGGUGGAAAGUAUAAACUUGAAGAAGAGAUCGCCAUGGGUGGUUGUGGCACCGUCUUCCAAGGAGUUCAUACUAUCGCUGGUAAAGAAGUCGCCAUUAAACUCGAACCGGCCCUCGGUCGUCCUUCGUGUAAUACGCCACUUAAGCAAGAGUCCAAGAUCUACAAAACACUUAUGGGGGGCCCCGGUGUCCCUUGGAUAAUGUAUUCGGGUAAACAAGGCGACUAUAAUGUCAUGGUCAUUGAUCUCCUUGGGUCGUCUUUGGAGGACCUCUUCAGGAUGUGCAACCGGUUCUUCUCACUGAAGACCGUUCUUAUGCUGGCAGAUCAGUUGAUUUCUCGCAUCGAGUACAUCCAUUCGCGCGCUCUCGUUCACCGAGAUAUCAAGCCUGCGAACUUUGUGAUCGGAACGGGCAAGAACACGUCCUUUAUUAACAUCAUUGACUUCGGUCUCGCAAAGAAAUACAGAGACUCUCGAACAGGUGAUCAUAUUCCAUACCGUCAAACCGACCAACACGGCGUUGGCACUAGCUUGUUCGCAAGCUUGAACGCGCACAUAGGAGUUGAAUGUUCUCGACGAGACGACCUGGAGUCUCUUGCCUACCUGCUCAUUUACUUCAUGCGCGGCACGCUUCCCUGGAGGAAGCUCAAGGGAUCCACGACUGCCGAGACGUGGGAUCUCAUUCGAGACAAGAAAAUUGAAACUGCUCCACUACUCACUGUUGGGCUCCCAGCUGAAUUUGAAGUCUUCUACUCAUACGUUCGGGGCCUAGAAUUUGGCGAUUUGCCUGAUUACGAAGGCCUGAGACAACUCUUCCGUGGGUUGGCCGAACGAGAGGGAAUCAAAUACGAUGGACAAUUUGACUGGAUUGUGGCGAGUGCGGCAUCUUCAUCUUCACGAGGUGGGAACAAAAGAGCAGGUUCGAUAGGGAGUGAGAAGGGAAGAAAGAGGGCGUGCAGGACUUGUGACGCCUGCGCUGCUGCUCAGAACGCAGGGAGUGGGAGUAGGAAGUCAUAGUAGUUGGGGGAUUGGGUUGGGACAUGAUACGGUCUGCAUGCUGGUACGUGCAUGUUCCCCUCGUGGGCAACUUAAUCGGCUAUGAACUAACGAGCGUCUUUCCGGACCCAUUAGAAAACUUCUCUUGAGCUUAUGCUUGUGCAUGCUAAAGGGAGUCUCGUCACUAGGCCUAGCCCUUGGCGGAAGGGCGAGGCGGAGUGAUGUUGGAUGCUCUCCAGACCCGGAACGCGAGGGAAACAUUUGGUUGAUGUCGUCUCCCUCGGACUUGAAGGUGGUAGGGUAGUUGAACUUCUAGCCCGACGCGUUUUACUUCUUGAAUACUUACACACCAGAGAACUGACUUAAACUACUGUGGCAAACCAUUAUGAUUGUAAUUCUACCAAGGUUCGUUUCGUUUCGUGCUC
Somion occarium is the source of this 1629-nucleotide messenger RNA. NCBI's taxonomy places the organism in Eukaryota, Fungi, Basidiomycota, Agaricomycetes, Polyporales, Cerrenaceae. The record is from the annotation of a GenBank genome assembly.